Messenger RNA from Rhopilema esculentum, 9965 nucleotides. The record is from RefSeq and is a predicted model, not a curated record. Lineage: Eukaryota; Metazoa; Cnidaria; Scyphozoa; Rhizostomeae; Rhizostomatidae.
GUUUAUUUCCCAGGAACUCAUGAAAAGGCAGGUCGCAGAACAAAGCUAAUUGUGCAAGUCAUCACACCUUUGUACCCAGUGUCAAGAUACAAGGUUUUCGACAGGAAAAAGCAUUUCAAAAAUCUCAAAGAGUAUACGUGAACUUUAUCCUCUUGGUCUGAUACUGAAUGGUGGGGACGUUCGUGCAGAUUUAACCAAGAUUCAUGGAUUAGACUCAUGGAAUAUGUUAUCCUCUGGGGGGUCACUACCCCCUGGAUGGCGAAGGCUGGAAAUAAGUAGAAAACAAGGCAAGACUUCUAAACAUUAUGACGUAUACUUUUAUGCUCCAGAUGGUACAAAGCUGAGGUCAUAUCCGGAGCUGGAAAAAUACUUUGAAAGCCACAAAGAUUUAAAACCUGUGCCUCGAUCGUGUUUUAGUUUUGCUCGGGUGCAACCUCUUAGGCCCAAUGAUGUAGGUAAAGGAGAUUGCUUCAUUAAAACGUUAUCGAAAAAACACAAUCGGUAUUUUUACGAGCCUUGUGGACAGCCCGGAACUGAUUACUUCCUAAAAAACCAAAAAGCAGUGUCUGAAUUGGUUUCAAGUUAUCUUGGUCAGAAACCCCAAAGCACUGAAAUUGGUCCUGACGUCAACAAUAACGAUAGCUUCACUACUUGUGCAUCUGCCCUUGAUUUAGAGGGCGAAUCAUUUUCGGAUAAGGACUCAUCCAUGGGUAAGAACAAUAAAGUACACAAAAUAAAAAGAAAAUUCAAAGCUGACGACGAAAGAAGAGCAACUGUAAAGCCAGAUCAAGUCACUGAUAAAGAGGAACCUAGAUCGACAUUGGCAGACAAUUUUAAUCAGAUAGCCAAAGGGAAUCGGCAAGGCAUGAUGGAGCAGCAAUAUAUAUCAUCUGGUACCAAACCAGCGCCCGUUUUUAAUAGGAAUGUGAAGCUUUUGAUUGAUACUGGUGAUAAAUUAAACAAGAACGGUGAAGCUAAAGAUCUUUUUGAAGCUUUGCCUGUCUCUUCAGAGAAAAGGAAUGGUGCAACUUUAAGACGCUCUAGAGUUAAUGUUGCAGAAGCAGGCCCCUGUACGUCUUGUAUCAACGAAGAAGGUGCACGACUUAUCGCCACUAGGGAUAAUACAGAGAAACAUAAAGAUAAUUUGAGAUCUGUUAAGUCUGCAGAGGUUUGUCUGAAAAGUCAAAGCGCAUUAGACAAAGUGAAAUCCAGUGACGCUGCAGAUAUCGAUAAAAAUGACUUCAUUCUCGAAAUAGGCUCAAGCCAUGCAAAGAAAAAUGGUAUUGUACUUGAUAGAGCCCUCAUAAAACCAACGAAAGAAAAGUUUUCAAGGCAUGGAAAAAAGCGUUUGUACAUAAACAAGUUAACCGAAACCCUCAAAAGGCGACAAAUCUCCCGUAGAAAAAAGAUCAAGCAAAAUUUGCAAGCUAAUUAUCUAGAUACUGAAUCAAAGAAGUUUUACAAGAAACGGCUGGCAUACAAAGGGAAACUUAACGAAGACAAUCGAGAACGAAUUUGCGAAACGAAUGUUGAUUUUAGUAAAGUUUCAUCAAAUGAACCACAGAUAAAGUUGAAUUGUACUCUGUCUGACAGCAACAGUACUACAUGCUCUUUUGCAUCUGAAAAAGCAUCGAUGCCAAAGAGGUUUCAAGGCAGUGAGGAACAAGCUACGACCUUCGUUUAUGAUGAGAGAUUUAUGUCCUUAAGACUGAGGAAUAACAGCAAGGGCCCUCUCAAAGGCUUAAACCUGGCAGUUCAUAAGGAGCCCUCUGAACAUAUAAAUUCACGGUCGAUAGAAAGCAGUGAAUUGGCAAAGACCUAUCAGAAUUGCUCUACCAAUGAUAAUACGGGUGACUUUGCGGCUUUAAGCCAGAAUGGUCUUUUAAAAGGUACUGCUGCCAAGAGGUUAAAAAAGCAUUGCAUACCAGCUUUUUACACCGAGUCAGCUGAUACUGAAAAAACUACGAAGGGUAAGCAAACUGCAUCGUGUACACAAGCUAAGCCAAGUACACUGCAAGACAAUGAAUCACUAUCUUCAGCUGAAGGCAAAGACACCCAGUCAUGCAAGUCUCAAGUUAUGACAGGUGAUGGGACUUUCUCACCAGUUUCUAGAAGGAUGCGGCGAAAUAAUCCUUCUCUCGCAAAACGUUUGAAUUACAGGGAUUGCACGAGUGGAAAAACCAAUGGAAACUCACUACCAAGUCAAACAAAAGAUAUCAGCUGUUUGUCUAUUACUCCGUUUAAUCAUCUGGAUGACGAAAAAGGUGAUUCUGAAUCACUUCCAGGAAGGCUCCGUAAAAGAAAUGGCUUCAAAGUAAAUGGGAAAAAGUCUCACACAACAGGAAAAAAAGUAGAAAAUUCUUCUAAAAGAGGAACAAGAAAAUGCUUUUUAGCAGAAACAGCAAGGAAUGCAGAAAAUGAAAAUUGUUCUAGUUUGGUUGAUAAAAGAGAAGACAGGCAUGGUCAUUCAGUUCAAAGACACAAUAUAAAGUCGACUGCUGGCAAAGAUGUUCCUCUACGGAAAAGAGAAUUUAAGGCAACAAAAGAUUUAGAACUUCAGAGAAAAAGUUCUCGAGGCAACGUUAACCAGCCAAAAUUGAAGAGCGUUUCUUCCAAAGCAGGUGCCAAUAUCCAAGUUUCAAAGGAUAGCAAAAGCGUGGGAAUUGCGCCAGUCGGAAAAAAAUCGAAGAAAUCGCAAUGCAUUUCAAAGAAAAAGCAAGAAACGAAACUGUCGUCCCACUAUCAUUGGGAGGAUUUUAAUAAAAGAAAGGACACAAAGCUGGUGUCUUUUGUGCAAAGAAGAAAGUCUAAAAAAUUAUCUCUGUCGUAUGUUACCAGAUGCUGUGGAAAGCUGGCUGGUUGGGUGCGUAUUGUCACACAACGCCAGCAGGGAGAAAGUUCAGGAACAUGGGAUGCCAUGUAUGUUUCUCCAGACAACUGCAAGUUGCGCUCCAGGCCUGAUGCAGAAAAGUACAUUUGUCUCGUCGCUCCAAACAGAAGCAAGAAUAUCGGUCAGUGGGAACGAGGCUGGCAUUUAAUAUCUGAGAACAAUAUGCUACUGAAUUCUAUUGAACGUAAAUGCUCGGAAGUGAAAGAAGGUAUGACGAGGCGUAGUACAAAGAACACGUUUGACGACUGCCAAGAUAGGCCGAUAGAUGAAGACGAUACUAAUGCGACUAAAAAGAAACGAGGUAAAUGUUAUCACGGUAUAAAAAGAAAUAUAACUCUUAGUGCUGAAGAUAGAUCUAAACUGGGUGCCUUUGUUGAGAGAAAAACUGAAGGUAUUAACACCCGACGUCAUGCUCAUAGACUGAGUUUAGUGGGUGAUAAUAAGGCUGAACAAACCUCAAAAAUUGUACCUAAAAUGGUUUCAAAACCUGACAAAUAUUUUGAAGGUGAAGACGACAAAUUGUCAGAAACUUCAGCUUCAUCUGUGAAUGCUCCAAUCCCUCACGUGACACAAAAAAUCGUGAAAAACCGCAGAAUAAAGUCAACUGAACCCAAAGGUUGUGCGGAAUCUAAUUUUAGAAGAAAAUCAAGAAAAGUAGCCCCCUUAUUUUCAAAUUUCGAUCAAGAAACAAUAAAAGCAUCCAGAGGUCAAGAGUGCACAAGCAUAAACCAUGCGAUUGCAGAUUCUGCCACUAAAAGGGAAGCUGAGGAAAUUUUAGACAGUGAUAGAUCCAUCAUCGAAAAUCACCACACUUUGGAUUAUCCUAGCACUUUCAAUGAGCAAUCGAAAACCAAAAUAUUUGAAGAAGUUGGUUGCCCUAAAAAUGGUAAAGACAGCAUGUUCUCCGUUAAGCUGGAAGAUGAUUGUGCUCAAACUAUUGACUCGUGUACUGCCAUAACGGAUGCAGACGCUAAAAAGAUGAAUCAGGUUGAAGCUGGAGUUAACAGUGACUGUUCCCCGAUAAUUCCCACAAGUUCAACAGAUGAUAAACAUGAAUUUCAGAGAGGUGCUAGUUCAUUGUGUGAGAAGAAAGAUGAGUUUCCUUGCAGUAGAGCUGCUGUUAAGAACCGGGCCUGCCCAAGAAACAAAGCUUUACAUUUCGGGUCUGCUUCGGUAUCAGAGGAGGAGAUUGGAAAAAGUCGUGGCAGCAAAGAUUUAAAAGAGAUGUUACCACCGGUCAUUAGUAAAACAAGUGAAAAUAACGAUGAUAGUUUGAUCCCAAAACAGUUGUCGCAACACCAGCUUUCGAAAAAUCCAGAGCACAUUUCAAUUGCUGAUCAUAGCAAAAGACUUCAACAGGCUUUAGAUUCUUCAGUUCAGCCUCAGAUCAGUUGUAUGACACAAAAUGGUCCACCUGAAUGCUCUGAUGUUGUUGCUGGUUUGAGAAGGAGAGACAGAAAAUUAACACCUGCAAAGACCAAUCCAGAACAAAGGAAAAGUGUUGUAAUGAGAUACAGGAAAUGCCCAAGCAUCUACAAGAGAAGUGUAAACUCCAGUGUUGUUGUGAAAGAAAAGGACAAAACUGGGUAUAUUGGUCCUGACGACGGGUACGAAGUGAAUGUAUCAAGAUUUCGGAAAUGCAAAAGCAUCUACAAGAAAAGUGAAGAUGCUGGCGAUAUUGUGCACGAAAAUGAUAAGCUUAGGGAUAUUUGCUCUGACCAUAGGUGCCAAUUGAAUGCUUCAAGCUCUUUUUCCAAACCACUUCAAAUCAUCGAGACUAAAGAUGUUGUUUGCUCUAAAGAUGUUGAAGACAGCAAUGCCCCUGUCAGUUCCAAAGAUGAUUGUAGACAAACCGAGGAAUCAGUCAAUAGAGUUGAGUCAGAACAGACUUUAACAGUAUCACAAGGUGCAUGCAUAGAGAGAAUAGCAGUUGAACACGAUAUAGGCAGCUGCCUGAAGACUGGUGACAGUUUAAACGUUAGCAAGGCUGAUUGUUCUUUUGAAAUCACAAAUGAUGUAAAUUCUUCGCCUGUUUUGAUUAGUCAGGCAUGUUCUUCUAAUGUACCUGAUGCUAACAUUUCCUUUCCUCGCGAAGUCAGCAAGAACUUGCCAAAUUCCUCUGCACCAAUACUUGAGGAAAAGUCUGUAAAAAUAAAUUGCAUGCCUGAGGUAGAAGAAGAGUCGCCUUUAGUCACCGGAUUGGUUGAUGAAAGUUUAACUGGGAACUCAGUUGACGUUUUGAAUAAUUCUGAGAAAAAUUCCACUCCUUGUUCCAUAGUCGCUACGGACUCUAAAUGUGUUCUCAAAGAGAUUAACGAUGGGGUUGUUGUUGAUAAGGAAAAAGAAUCAAGAAGUGUUAAUAAUAUUGAUGUUUCAGGGUACAGUCAAUUGAAUAGUUUAGCUCUUGGGACUUCUGAAGGAGCUGCAAGUAUUGCAGAUAUGCUAGGAUAUGAUCCGAGAACGGCUGUUAGAGACUGGCAAGAAAAAAACGAAAGCGAUAGAGGCUGCAAGUUGAAAGGUAAGGGAAGCCUGGAGCUUGAAAAUGCCUCAAGGAUCAAAAGUGUUAAUAUGCCAUUAAGAAACGACGAUGAUAACCUAAACAAGGAACCUUUUGAAAAUACACGUAUUGAUGAAAGUAUGCCAGUGAAAACUGACAUCUCUGGGAAUGAUUCUUCAGAAAAAACUAAUGAAACAAAUUCUGUUUCCACUGUUGGGUCACAAAAGUGUCUAGAAUCAAAUUCGAGCAAAGACUGUCAUACUGAUUUACAGCAAAGGUUGACAGCGAUUAGUCAAAUUCUAGAAAACAGUGAUUCCUCGCCUUGUAAGCGAGUUAGGAGUGAAAUCGGCAAGGUCAUUGAGAGUCUCCUUAGUCUUGGAGGAUCUGAAUUGAAUUCUUUGUCGGAAAACAUUUCAAACUGUGGACGUGUAGAAAAAGUGAAUGAAAAUGCAGAAGAAAAGGAUCAGAAUCCCAGUAAUGGGACAAAAGGCGAUUGUUUGCAAAAUAACAUUGAAGAGAGUGAAUGUACAGAAUCUGAUGGAGCUCACUCUAAGCUUGUAGAAAGCAAGGCAGUGCAGACAGAACCUUGUGAUAUAGUACAUACAUGUGUUGCUUUAUUUGAGCCUAAACACAAAAAAGAUGUCAAUAACCAGAGUAGCGAUACUAUAUCCAGCUCUUCAGCCGCCUGUUUAAGCACUGUUACGUCAGAGAAACCAAUCACGGUAAAUGAACAUGUCGAUUCACACACGAGACAAAGAUCCGAUGUCUUGGGAAUGUUUGCAUCGUCUGAAACUGUAUCAGGGAUUGGCAAUGAACCUACAGAGUCGUCAAAGCAUUGCCUAGAUAGGGAAAAUAAAGUGAAAGCUUGCAGCGAAGGAAGUCACGUGGUGCAGGGCAAUGAUGAUAUCAACAACGAUGAUUCUCCCGGUCGAGAUAAUACGAGAUUGGUUCGGACAAAGAGAAAAAUAAAAGUGAAUGAAAAGGUUUUGGAUUUUUUUAAUAGAAGAAAAAGACGCCGAGAUAGUGGCAGUGGUAUUGGUGAAAAGGGGGAGGUGGAGAAAUUUAUUCAAUCGAGAAAAGGCAAGGUACUUGAGUCAGAGGAUCAGAAAGGGUUUGACUGUCAAAAUAAAACUAAGAUACUGCGAUUAGAAAAUACAAAUAACAAUUCAGUUGAAAGUUUUAGCAAUAAUAAGAGUCGAGAAGUAACGAAACCAGUAAGAUUAAGUUCUGAAAGACCCUUGAAUGUGGAAAGCGUCGAUAAAGUUAAAAUUGAGAAUGAAAGGUGUUCAUCAGCAAAGAAUAGAGACCAAACAACAGAAGAGUAUAACGAAAUGAGGUUAGGCUUACUAACAACACCUAAAGUUUUGGAGUUGACAGCACGUGAUGUUGAAAGUUCAAGUACUGCUGAAGAGAAUGCAAAAAAACGAAAAUUUUAUAAAAAAGAAAGGUUAGUCGCCUCAUCACCAACUGAACACAGUGCAUCUAGAAGUAGCUCACAUGAAGUAAAACGAAGCUCAGACAUCAACGAAUCCAUUUUGGGAGGUGAGAUUGAUAAAAGGACAUCACAAAAAGCAAAUGCUGGUCCUUCAAAAUUGUCAAAAGAAGCACCUGGUAUUGUUCAAAAUAUUGCCAUGAAAGCAAAUGUCCUUGAAAAUGACAAUGUUCGAAAGUCAGCCAGGCUUCUUAUCAAAAAUGGGUUUAGAAGCAUGGAAGAUAGAGAUAAUGCUAAAAGUGAUGAAAUUAAAACGGAGUCCAAAAGUGAUGAAAAAGACCACAAAUGUAGCUUUCGCUGUCUAAACGAUGGAAGCUGUCCAAGGUUAGAUAAAGGAGAAUCGUUAAAACUUUCUAGGAGAUGGUCUAGUGACGACCUUAAGCAUUAUGCUGGAAUAACAAGUCCGUAUUUUAGACAGAGAUACCGAGGACAGCGAUACAAUCCUAAAUGCAAGAAGAACAUAUUUGCUCGUGAAAAUUCGAAUGAUUCCAAAUCAAAACCAAAGGGAAAUACUAACUCAAACGAUAUCACUGCAGAAGCAUGCCGUUUAGAUCAUAGCUACUUCCUUGUUGGUGGUCAUAGUAACAGAGAGGAUGAAUACGCUGAAUCCAGAUAUAUGUCAGGGCCAAGUGUUGAUUAUGACUCAUAUGCUCUCACGUGGAAAGGCAAGUAUCAUGCUUUGCAUUAUUGCAAAGGCGGCAAUCAAAACAACGAGAGGUUGCCUCAUAGAAUAGCUUCAGCUAGUGAUCUAAGUUUAAAGCCAUGUGCCAAAUGUGGUACCCAAUAUGUUUUAAGAAGCACCUCCCGUGUGCCAGACAGACGAGACUUUUGUAAACAAUGUAUCCGUAGGAAGUAUCAGUCGACCACAAACUUUCAGGAUUGCACCCAGCCUUCAUUUUUUAACUCGAAUAGCAGAAAUGACAACAAAGAAAAAGAAGAACUUGUUUCAGUAAACUAUGAACUUCGAACAAGAAAGCAAUUGUUCCUGUCUAUAGUAGGGUUGUAUCAAGGAGACUAUACACAUCAUACAUCUGGAGGUGAUGCUCCUGCUCUGGAUGACAGGAAAUCAAUACUAGAAAGCACUCUUCCCCUAUCCGGCAAUAAUGACAUUUUACCCGAGGAAAAGCAAGAUUCGAUGUCUGUUAUAGUAUGUAACCCAGAUGCUAGAGAGAAAGAAGAAUCUCGUAGAUGGACCUGUCAUAAAGGUCGAAUACCGAACAUCCACUAUCGCAGAAUGGGAGUUAAGCGUGACCCAAGUGACGUUCAUAUAAACAACAAGCGUCUGAAGAGCAAAUAUUUUGAAACUUGUAUACGGAAUCGCCGCUCCGUCCGUAUAGCCAAGCAGGGAGGAAUGAAGUCUUGUAAAAAGGUGAGGCUCAAAGUUGGAAACAAGACCGUUUUUCGUGAUGACGCAAAGUCAAAAUCUAAUCAUCUUUUGCGAAAGUAUUUAAAGGUGAAGCGUUUGGAGAAACCUGCUGUUCGCAAUAUGAAAAAUGAUAAUGUAGUCAAGAAAGGUGAGCUUUGUUUAUCGCGUAAUUUGCAGGAAAAGAAGUCUUCGAGUAACGGUAAUUUACGAGAUGCUAAGUCAGAUAGACCAAGCAGUAGUAAAAAGUUUGCAGCGAAGAACAGAAAUGCAAAAGUACCUUCCUGCAAAGAAGGAGAAAGCAAAAAUACAACUAAGGAUACUUGUCAAUGCUCUAAGUCCAGUGGAGCUAAGGAAAAAUCGAAUCGACGUGGCAAACAUAUGGAGGGCAUCUAUAAGCCUCCAAAAUCGCCUUACAACUUGAUACAAGAGGUGCUGUAUGAAAACCCAUGGAAACUUUUGGUGGCAACGAUAUUCUUGAACAAAACAAGUGGUAAAUUGGCAAUACCAGUAAUGUGGAAGUUCUUUGAGCUGUGGCCAGAUCCAGAGACGACAAUGUAUGCGGACUGGAAGGAAAUCGCAGUUUUGCUGAAACCUCUUGGCUUGCAUGAAAGAAGGUCGCGCUCUCUUGUGAAAUUAUCUUCUGACUUCUUAACAAAGAAUUGGACAUAUCCAAUAGAACUCUAUGGGAUUGGAAAAUACGGAAAUGAUUCAUACAGGAUUUUUUGCCUUGGGGAAUGGAGAGACGUCAGACCAAAUGAUCACAAACUAAACCUGUAUCACGAAUGGAUUGUCGAGCAAGACAGACUUGGGACGCUAGAAAUCUGACUUACCUCGAGGUACCAAUAUAGUUUAUAGAUUUUUAAAAAAGUCUACUUUUUUUAGCUACAGUCACUACAGACGCUAUUUUCCAGGCAUGUGUUAAUUUAGCUUCAUAUACCGUCACACUCUGCUGAUAGUCACAUCUGCUCAAGAGACUCUGUGUGACUAUAUUCGUUUUUCGAUUGUAAGAAUUGCAAAUCUUGGGCACCUGAUUUCAAUCAGUUCUACAAAAUCUCAUGGGUUUUCGUGAUGCUCGGCCAAAACACUAUUGCUCGAACUGAUUUUUAUGCUGCAGUUGCAAAAAUUUGUUGUAGGCCAAAUUCCAAUCUCGCAUUCCAUGCAUAGCACUUUUAAAGUAUUUUGUAACGGCUGUUGAAAUUUGAUUAGUGUGCAGUAAAAUAUCACAUUACAAUUCUUUUCCAAAUUACCCAACUACGGUAGAUUUUCUGUUUUACCAAACUUUUUACUUGAUAUUUUGAGGAUGGAAAUUGUUUUAUGUUUUUUAUGAUUUAGCCUUCAUUUCAUUUGACGUUGUUUGGUUUCGUACAUAUUGUGUAAUUUUAUGGUUAUCAGGUAUACAAUAUUUAAAGUGAGCCAUUUGUGUAUAGUUUCAAGUAUAUGUAGGUUGAUAAUCUCAAUAAGAAAAGGAGUUUAGUAUAAAUUUUUGCAUUUAUGCCUUUAGCUUGUUGGCAUCAAAUUAUUUCUUCUAAAUUCAUGUUCAAUUACUUAUAUUUUUAUGUAAAUAUUAGUUUAUUUUAGACUUAUGUACUGUACCUUUGUAUACUUUAAUUUUGAGUUUUAUUUUCUGUUAUUCAACAAUCAAGAUGCAUUUUACGUUGCAUUUUCUUAUUGAGAUCCGUAAUAAGCUAGUGUCUUUGGAUAUAUUUGUUGUCCAUUUUGA